Molecule: messenger RNA, 5976 nt
Organism: Puccinia triticina
Lineage: Eukaryota; Fungi; Basidiomycota; Pucciniomycetes; Pucciniales; Pucciniaceae
Exons: 16
Coding region: 1-5976 (1991 amino acids)
Biological process (GO): regulation of ARF protein signal transduction
Molecular function (GO): guanyl-nucleotide exchange factor activity
Source: RefSeq, a predicted model, not a curated record
AUGGAUCUCAGUCCGAUUGAUCAGCACCAGGCUGUCAAUGGACUCAAAAACCGUGCUGAAUUGGCUUCUUUGGAGGACUCUUCAUCACCGGUCAGACAGAAUCAGGACCACCAUCCUUCCUUCGACAUCAAAUCAGAGACCGCCCAAUCAUCUCCAACAAUAGUCCUGACCUCCCACCAAACAGACCGAUCGCACGACGACCAUCCCGUGGUCAUCCACGAAACGAUCGAUCCUCGAUUCGGCCGAGAGACCCUCCCGAUCAAGUUCCAUUCCCCCUCACUGGAACUUGGAAGUAACGAAGAGAACCUCCGCAACAGUUUCGAUGAAAUUUCGCUCCAAAACACCUCCGACCAGCCUCUGGAGGAUUCGCAUUCCAAAGCGCAAGAGGCCAUAGGGCCUCAUCACCCCAAGCAGCCACCCAGUCCCCAGGAGCAAACCACUCCUUCAACUCCCAUCUCACCCAAAAAUAACAACAAGGCUCGAUCUGGAUCAUCCUCACCUGCUCUCACGCUCCAAUCAUCCCGAAUCACUCCAUCUAGAGAGUCGGCUCUCCAAGAAACAUCCACCAUCGCAUCCUCCUCCACAACUCACACCAUUCCCAGUACUCAUUCCUCAGUUUCCCCUGUCCUAGUCAUCUCAUCGCUCGAGUCAAUCGCCAGCUCCAAGGAAGCCAAGAAGUCGAAAGAGCUGGGCGAAGCAACGAAGGCUGCCCUGGCCCUCCUCAAGGGUGAAGGGCUUACUAGCGACUUGGGCAUACCAUCGGGCCCCAAUCAGGAAGCUCAGAUCGUCUUACAGCCUCUCAAACUAGCCUGUCAGACUGGCUCCUCUGUCUUAAUGGUUACCGCCUUGGAUUGCAUCGGCAAGCUGAUCUCGUACAGCUUCUUCAAGGUCUCCGAGACCGGCCCAACAACUCCGGACAAACAUGGAGACAACUCCAGCAAAUCGACCUCUCAAGUCCGGGCUGAUGUCGAGAUGGGGGACGAGGUAACUGGAAUCAUCUGCGACUGCUUUGCGGAUGCUGCCUGUCCGGAUGCUGUCCAGUUACAGAUCAUCAAAGCUCUCCUAGCCCUGGUACUGGCUCCGACCCACCCGGGCGUCCGACGACUCCAAGUGCAUCAGAGCAGCCUAUUGCGCGCCGUCCGCACGGUCUACAAUAUUUUUUUGCUCAGCAAAAGCCCGACUAAUCAGGCCAUUGCACAAGGGACACUCACCCAAAUCGUAAGCCACGUCUUUGGUCGGGUCGAGAAGGGAGAAGAACCCCCGCUCAGAACUGCGUCCCUGCGAAGGAACAACUCUUCCCAUCGUCGCCAAUCUUCGCCCAAACCCCAAGAGAACGAUUCCAAGGAGCCCCCAGCCGAUCUCACUAGCUCUCCCGUGACUCCAAGGCCACAAUCUUCCCUCGACACUUCUCCCUCAUCGGCUGCCGCGCCUGAGGAAAAUGUCCCCCCACCUUCGGCUCCAGACACGUCGCAGGAUUCACCGGUCAAAGUUACCGACCAAAAAACCAACGCUGGGGUGAGUAAAGAAGAGGCUCAAGUUACUCUGGAAUCAUUUGAGAAGCGUAACUCAUUUGAUGGAGUCUCUGAUCGAGAUGCAGUCGGCAAUCCAGGGGUCAUGAGCAUGCAAGAUUACUACGUUAAGGAUGCAUUUCUGGUCUUCAGAGCGCUCUGUAAGCUCUCGAUGAAACCACUUGGAACGGAGAGUGAAAAGGAUCUUAAAUCUCACGCGAUGCGAUCUAAGUUACUAUCUCUGCAUCUGAUCCUCAGCAUCCUCAACACCAAUCUAGCCAUGUUUACCGACCCAAACGUGAUGAUCUGUUCGUCCACCACUCGCGAUCAGACUCCUUUCAUCCAAGCCAUCAAACAGUAUCUCUGUCUUAGCUUGAGUCGAAACGCUAUCAGCUCGGUCCUUAGUGUCUUUGAACUCAGCUGUGAAAUCUUUUGGAAAGUCGUCAGUGGUAUGCGAACAAAACUCAAGAAAGAAAUCGAAGUCCUUUUAAAUGAAAUCUUCCUACCGAUUUUGGAGAUGCGCAAUUCGACCGUCAAGCAGAAAUCUAUUCUACUGGCUGCAUUGGGCAGAUUAUUCCAUGAUCCACAAGCAUUGGUCGAAGUCUAUCUGAACUACGACUGUGAUCGCACCUCAUUGGGAAACAUAUACGAGCGUUUCAUGAACAUUGUCUCGAAAUUAGCAACGACUCAAUACACGACAUCGACGACUACAUCUCAAUCGGUCGAGCUGGUAGGCUCACCGAACGCGCCUGGAAACACUUCUUCAAGCGGAAUCUCAAGCGUAUUUGCGAGCUCGACAUCGAUCCCCCCAUCGCUCAGCACGAACUCCAUGUCUCAGGGUAUGACCGAGUCGACCCUGUACUCACACCAGUCCGUCGAAGCUCAGCUGAAGCGACAGAGUCUUGAAUGCUUGGUUGCCGGGCUGCAGUCGCUGGUUGCAUGGGCUGGCAAGGGGACCAUCCCCGCAAACACUCCCGCGCCCCCCGGCUCAUCGGCCAGUGCUAUGCAUUCUUCCUAUCCGAUCCCAAAGGGUCACCGAACCUCCGACUCUAGUCCCUCCCUUUCCGAAUCCGGCGGCCAUGGUCAACAAGACUUAACCUCGGGAACUGGGGCAGCAAUGGCCCCGACGGACUCAGUCACUAACAUCCAGUUGCCGCAUGCCGCAUCUACUAUCACUGGCGAGCGCGAACCGAUCGACGAUCCGGACCGGUUCCAGACCGCUAAGAACCAGAAAACUACGCUUAUCGAAGGAAUCCGACAAUUCAACUUCAAGCCCAAACGCGGCAUCAAAUUCCUCAUCACUCAUGGCUUCAUCCGUUCCUCCAAACCUAAAGAUGUCGCUAGGUUCUUGCUGACGGCUGACGGCUUGAGCAAGGCUAUGAUCGGAGAAUAUUUAGGUGAAGGAGAUGCAGAAAAUGUAGAUACGAUGCAUGCAUUUAUCGACAUGAUGGACUUCAGUAACAUGAAGUUCACCGAAGCUAUGAGAACCUUCUUACAAGCGUUUAGAUUGCCUGGAGAGGCACAAAAAAUCGAUAGGUUUAUGUUGAAGUUCGCGGAAAGAUAUUACCAAGGCAAUCCGGAAACUUUGGCCAAUGCAGAAACUGCAUAUGUGUUAGCGUUCUCGAUCAUUCUGUUGAACACUGAUGCACACAGUCCCCAAGUGAAAAACCGGAUGACUCGCAAAGAGUUUAUCCGCAACAAUCGAGGGAUCAAUCAGGGAGCUGAUUUACCAGAAGAGUAUCUCUCUGCCGUUUACGACGAGAUCCUGGCCAACGAGAUCCGAAUGAAGGAUGAGGUUGACGCCGCGGUUGGGGUCCAGCACGUGCCUACCGGCUUGGCUGGCAGUAUCGCUACUGUUGGCAGAGAUUUACAGAAGGAGGCUUACGUUUUACAGUCGGCUGGAAUGGCCAACAAGACCGAGAUCUUAUUCCGGACCUUAUUGAGAGGACAACGUCACCGAAAUUCGGGUCUAAGUGAUCAGUUCUACGAAGCAUCGCAUUUCGAGCACGUCAAGCCGAUGUUCCAAAUAGUCUGGAUGCCAUUACUAGCUGGAUUAUCGGAGCCGUUACAAAAUAACUCGGCCGAACUAGAGAUGAUCAAGCUGAGUCUUAAAGGGUUCAAGCAAGCGAUCAAGAUCGUGUGUCUCUUUGAUCUCGAGCUUGAACGGGAUGCGUUCUUAACCACUCUGUCCAAGUUCACCUUCUUGAAUAAUCUGUCGGAAAUGAAGUCGAAAAAUAUCGAGACCAUCAAGACUCUCCUGGACAUCGCCUUGGUCGACGGUAAUUAUCUUAAGUCCUCUUGGAACUUGAUCUUGAAUUGCGUCUCCCAGUUGGAACGAUUUCAGCUCAUCUCUCAAGGCGUCGAUCUCGAUCUAUCCAACAAUGAGCUUACUCCUGGGCGGAGAAGCUCUACUCAUAAACCAACGAAAUCUAGGCAGAUGAAACCCUCGGAAGAGGUGACUGACGCAGCUGGAGCAAGUCAUAUAACCUAUGCAGCCGACAUGGUAUUCUCAUCAAGCCGAAGUUUAUCUGGAACGGCCAUUGUCGAUUUCGUGUGUUGUCAUCCGAAUGCGAAUGUCAGUUUUUUUGCACUGGACUCGCUUCGACAACUGGCGAUGAGAUUUCUGGAGAAAGACGAGCUAGCAAACUUCAAGUUCCAGAAAGAUUUCCUCAAACCAUUUGAACACACAAUGAUUCAUAGCAGUAACCUGGACUCAAAAGACAUGGUCCUCCAAUGUCUUAAUCAAAUGAUCUCCGUUAGGGUCCAGAAUCUUCGAUCCGGCUGGAGAACUAUGUUCGGCGUAUUUUCUGCGGCGUCUAAAGCUAAAACAGAACGAGUGGUAACGCAAGCGUUUGAGCUAGUCCAACGAAUCAACAGCGAGCAUUUCAGCCAAGUGGUAGCCUAUGGCUCAUUUGCAGAUCUUACGGUCUGCAUCACCGAUUUCUGUAAAAUCUCGGAGUUCCAAAAGGUCUCUCUCCAUGCGAUCGAGAUGUUGAAGAGCUUGAUUACCGCUAUGUUGGAAUGCCCCGAAUGUCCCUUGGGUCGCCCCGUGGGAGGAGAAUCUGGUGACGAGUCGGCGCCUGCUGAUGAUGCGAUGCUCAAAUUUUGGUUCCCAAUCCUUUUCGCAUUCUACGACAUCACCAUGAAUGGGGAAGACCUGGAGGUUCGGAAGCGAGCACUGGAUUAUCUGUUUGAGACCCUGAAGCAUUACGGGAGCUCGUUCAGUGCCGAGUUUUGGGAUUCGGUCUGCAAGGAAGUUCUUUUCCCGAUCUUUGCCGUCUUAAGGUCGAGGAGCGACGUCUCCAGGUUUAGCACCCAGGAAGACAUGAGUGUUUGGUUGUCGACAACAAUGAUCCAAGCGUUGAGAAACUUAAUCGAUUUAUAUACUUUCUAUUUCGAUACUCUUGGGCGACUUUUGGAUCGUUUGUUAGACCUCCUAUGCGAAUGUAUCUGUCAAGAGAAUGACACCUUGGCAAGGAUUGGAACAUCCUGUUUACAGCGGCUGCUAGAAAACAAUGUCGAGAAGUUGGACGACGAGCGCUGGGACCGAGUGGUGACAACAUUUGUGAAUCUAUUCCGGACGACGACAGCGUAUCAAUUGUUUGAUUCCAACCUGCGCCAGCCAGGACUGGAGGUCGGAGAAGGAGGCGAACCAACGCCGUCACCGAUGGCUGACAACAAGCGGUUCGUCGUACCGACUCCGUUGCCGUUGCUUGCUGAGAGUGAGGAUCGGAGUCAAGCCAGCGAGGCGCCGAUGACAUCCGCCGAGAGGAAGAAAGUCUUCAGACAGAUCAUCGUCAAAUGUGUCUUGCAACUCUUGCUCGUCGAGACCGCCAAUGAACUGCUGUGUAACGUCGAAGUUUAUCAGAGAAUCCCGCCCGCUUCUAUGUUGCGUCUCCUCGCCGAAGUCGAUAGUAGUUAUCGGUUCGCUAAGAAAUUCAACGCCGAUAAAGAGCUCAGAAUGGGGCUCUGGAAAGUCGGGUUUAUGAAGCAGCUGCCAAAUUUAUUGAAACAAGAAAGCUGUAGUGCGGUGACGUUGAUUCGAGUGCUAUCGAAAUUAUAUAACGACCAACGACCGGACCAUCAAGCCAAACAACAAGCAGUCGAGACACUCGUCCCUCUUGCUCUGGAGAUUAUGACGGGAUACGUCGAUUUGGACCCCGAGACGCAGGGAAGAAAUAUUGCUGCUUGGACGCCGGUGAUGGUGGAAGUCUUACAUUGCUUCUACAGUCUCGACAAGCAAACUUUUCUGGGAUGCAUGCCGUCACUCUAUCCCUUAUUGGUGGACUGCUUGGGUGGCGAGUUGGUCCCGGACCUCAAGAUCUACAUCCAGCUCUGUCUGCGAAAGGUGGGCGAACAUGGGCUCGGCCUUGCCACCCUGGCCACCUUGCCCCAAGCGCCCGCGGCCAACCCUUCCGCUUCUCCACUACCUAAUCCCCAGAACUCUGCUAGCCAGGAAAAUGAAUAG